GGGGCUUCCUUGGGAAGCUCUGGGAUGAGUCACCGCGGGACGGGGGAGUGGAGGGUGGAUGGGACAUGGAGAGCAGUCCGGCUUGGGGACAGCGGAUGACGGUGGCGGCACAGCAACAAUAGGAAACAGCAAGAGGACUGGACACCAGGAAGACACAGCCAGAGGCGGCGCUGUCAGGCCCCUGCAGGGCGGCCAGCGAGAAGGCUCCGCUAGGCAUGGCCUGCGCCUGCCGGAGACCAAGCAAAGAUGAAACCGGGCAGCUGUAGCGGGAGGGACUCCGAUUGAGCAACAGGAAGGACUUGGACUUGAGACGCACCGGGUGCAGAUUCCACGUUGACCUCCCAGGUUCAGGAAGCAGCGGCGGAGCUCAGGAGGUGUCUCCAGGGCAGGAUGGCCCAGGACCUCAGCGAGAAGGAGCUGCUGAAGAUGGAGGUGGAGCAGCUGCGGAAGGAGGUGCAGAACCCCAGAGCUCCGAUUUCCAAGACAGGCAAGGACAUCAGGGAAUACGUGGAGGCCCAAGCUGGAAACGACCCCCUUCUCAAAGGCAUCCCUGAGGACAGGAAUCCCUUCAAGGAGAAAGGCACCUGUCGGAUAAGCUGACAGCCUGGGCGCCCUCAGCCUAGUGUCCCUCCUCAGCCAGGCCCAAGUGUCCUGGGACACCCAGGGGACCCAUGAAUUUGCUCCCUCUGUCGGUCCCAGAAGGCUGCGCAUCUCUCCCCCAGCCGGGGCCCUGGGCGGUGGAGCUGCGGAGCUGCCGGGUACCCUGAGCUCAAGAGGGCCUUGGAAGUGCCCCUCCGCCUCCCCAUGCACUCUGCACAUUAGUGUCCUUUGGGGUGGGGGACUCCUCCCCCUCCCCAUCUCCCAGCCUGCGAUCCUCUUCCUAGUCGCUUGGAUCACCGCGACGGCCUAAUGACAGAGUUCAUAAAGUCCUGUUUCAGGUC
Oryctolagus cuniculus (rabbit) is the source of this 941-nucleotide messenger RNA. It is a transcript of the gene GNGT2, whose product is annotated as G protein subunit gamma transducin 2. The record is from RefSeq and is a predicted model, not a curated record. Gene Ontology annotation, molecular function: G-protein beta-subunit binding. NCBI's taxonomy places the organism in Eukaryota, Metazoa, Chordata, Mammalia, Lagomorpha, Leporidae. Gene Ontology annotation, cellular component: heterotrimeric G-protein complex. Gene Ontology annotation, biological process: G protein-coupled receptor signaling pathway.